Molecule: messenger RNA, 846 nt
Organism: Peronospora matthiolae
Lineage: Eukaryota; Oomycota; Peronosporomycetes; Peronosporales; Peronosporaceae
Source: the annotation of a GenBank genome assembly
AUGAAGACCUCGACUGAGUCAGCUUUCUUCGUCGAGAAGCAUCACACGAGAAUCAAGAAGGCCUCCAAGGCGACCUCCAUCAUAAAAGUAGCAGAAGCAAUGAGUGAUGAUGAGCACGCGGCGCUUCUCAAUGCCCUUCCGGAUCGACUUAAGGAAGCAGACACGAAGGGGGAUGGUGUGUGCAAGCUAUUUGCGAAUUCAACGAACCCUGACCACAUCACGAAGAAAGCCGUCGAGUGUGCACUUGCCUUCAAUAGCACCAUGGCUCUGAAGAUGGCCGGGGCUGGACAUGAUAUCGCUGAGCUGGCUCAGUUGCAUGUUAUUAACCGCGUCUUCAGCGUCACAUGCCCCGGAGAUGAUCCAGCUUUCUGCGCAAAAAAGAAAAAUCUCAUGGGGUCGAGUGUCCCCUUGAAACGAGGUGACAUUUUAAGAAUGCGCGUGAAAUGGUGGAAAUCGUCCGCCUCGAUCACUGAACUGUCUCGCGCGUCGAAAGACCUGGGCAUUUUCGAACUUACUCUUAUGUCCAUCGCACCGACAAUCUUCGCUAACGAUCACUGGAUUCAGUACAUCACGGGCCAGCCGGUCAAGUGGAUUCCAGCUCACCAAACACGGCUCCUACACCCGAAUACUCUCCUCCGGCUUCUACGUUCGGACCUCGGGUUCCUCUGCAUGCAGCAGUGUAAAGAAGUGCAGUGGCAAGGUCAACUAUUCGAUGAACUCGAGUCGCUCCAGACGCUGGACGGAUUAUACCCGGAUUGUAACGGGGUGAAUCGUUACAUAACAAUUUAUAAGAAAUUGUUAAUAGAAUAUAACUAUAAGAUAUAUAUUCUCAGAAUAUUGUCAUAA